UAAAAGAGACAGAAAAAGCAAAAAGGCAUGCCGUGCGUCAGCCACGUUUAAUAAGUAAGAUAAGAAUCGGCACCGAGGGAUUGAAUUCGAUAGCCAUGGCGACCGCCACCUACGUCACAACUCCCCCGGCUUUAGCUCCACCUGGACAGCCCGACAUUUCUUACGCGCCGGACUUUGAGAAAUACCAAGUCCGGCGAGAGAAACGCAUUAAGGCUGGUGGAUUGCAGAAGCUGCUUCCCGAGGGGCUUCCGGGACAGCUUAGGGGCAAGCUGGUUUGGGAGGGCGAUACUCUUGCGGAGACGUACAAUUGGACUUAUGUUCUGACACCCAGUCAACUAGAAGAGAUUGAGAGCGCGGUGAAACACUUUAAAUCGCUCAAUCUACCCCUUGGGUAUGUGAGCCAGGAGAGCUUUCCACUGCCAGAAUUACAUUCUGAGCUUCGACGAUUAUCGGACGAACUCCACAACGGCCACGGCUUUUUUGUUAUACGAGGUUUGCGCGUUGACGAACAUUCCCGCGAGGAGAAUAUUAUUAUCUACGCGGGUCUGUCAGCACAUAUCGCACCUAAACGUGGCCGACAAGACAACAAAUUCGAUGGUAAACCUGCGGCCGUCACACUAUCUCAUAUCAAGGACUUGAGUGGACCUGGACGUAAUGAAUUAAUCGGAAGCCCGGCAUAUACCACGGACAAACAGGUAUUUCAUACCGAUUCUGGUGAUAUCGUAUCUUUAUUCGCCCUCGAGACAGCUGCCGAAGGGGGUGCAAGUAAGCUUGCCAGCACAUGGAGAGUGUAUAACGAGAUCGCUCGUACCCGCCCCGACCUGAUUCAUACUUUGAUAAAUAACUGGGACGUGGAAAACUUCGCUGAACAGCAGUACACAUCGAGGCCCCUGAUGCACUACCAACCAGCCACAGAUUCGACCCCAGAACGCGUUGUACUGCAGUAUGCCCGUCGUUCGUUCGUCGGGUUCGGCGCCCUACCCCGAAGUCCGAAUAUCCCUCCCAUCACCGAAGCGCAAGCUGAAUCGCUUGACACAUUGCACUUCCUGGGUGAGAGGUACUCCGUUAACACAUAUUUUGAGAAAGGAGAUAUUCAAUACGUGAACAACUUGGCACUAUUUCACGCUAGAGACGGGUUUACAGAUGCAGGAGAUAAGCGGCGGCAUCUCUUGCGACUCUGGUUACGCGACCCUGAGAACGCGUGGGAGACGCCACAACCGUUGAAGACUAGAUGGGUGGGUCUUUAUGAUGACUUGAGACCAGAGGAUGAAGUUCUGCCAUUGGAACCAUACAUUCGGAGCGCCAGCAACAAGAGUAAAUGAGCUUCUCAAUUGCGGCUGCUUGGUGAAUGUAACAGUUAUUAGUACGUUGAAAUUCACCAGAGCAAUUGCUUAAGGUAUAGUUGAUAAUGAAGUAAAUUACACCUAUGAGUGGCCCUGUCGGUUCUAUUUCAACCGCCGUGAUAUUAAUUGCUUAAUGCCAAGUUGGUUUCUGUGUUACCACUGGGCUUGAUCCGUCGGCCAAGCACGGAUUUGACGUGGGGUGCGUGGCGGUAUCGUCGGCGCAUCCGACUAACUUGUCUCACGCCGCGUAGCUUUCUAUGUCUAGCAGAUUAUCUCCCAUCAUCUACCAACGUUACUUGGCAAC
Messenger RNA from Hypoxylon trugodes, 1647 nucleotides. RefSeq names its product Clavaminate synthase-like protein. The transcript has 4 exons. Bases 96 to 1322 code for a protein of 408 amino acids. Lineage: Eukaryota; Fungi; Ascomycota; Sordariomycetes; Xylariales; Hypoxylaceae. The record is from RefSeq and is a predicted model, not a curated record. Gene Ontology annotation, molecular function: oxidoreductase activity.